Messenger RNA from Perkinsus marinus ATCC 50983, 498 nucleotides. RefSeq lists its product as hypothetical. The transcript has 3 exons. The record is from RefSeq and is a predicted model, not a curated record. The coding region runs from base 1 to 498 and encodes 165 amino acids. Lineage: Eukaryota; Perkinsozoa; Perkinsida; Perkinsidae.
AUGGCCAAACAGACGAGGAACAGAGGUCUAGGAGGCGCCAAAUCGAGAGCGCAAGGGAAGGCGUUCAAUCCUGGCAAUGCCAGUACCAAUCCGGACAGGAAAACCGCAAGCAACUCGCCGGGGUUCAUGCGAUCGAAGAACACUAUCAAACGUCUUAAUAUGUAUAAUCAGAAGCUGAAGAAGGCUGAUUUGAACAAGGUGCGGUACUGGGAGAGUCUUUUGCCAUACCGUAACUUCUUCUACCCUCAGCGGAAAAUCCAACCUACUGGUCCAGCCCGAAUCGCACCUGACCGUCGGUGGUUCGGCAACACGCGUGUCUUAAGUCAACAGAAGCUACAAAAGUUUCGAGAGGAGAUUGGCCAGAGUGUCAACGACCCUUUCCAGGUGGUAUUGAAGUCUUCCAAGCUGCCGAUGUCCUUAUUGACAGAGGGCCAGAACGAGAGCGAUCAACCUCGAGGGAAGGUGGCCAGGAAGAACCUUCUCGCUGUUGAACCGUAA